CUCAGCUGCAGACAGGAAUAAGCGAUAUUCCAAAAACGGAGACCAGGAUGUUGAGUACAGCUCAGCUUAUGGUUCAGCCUCGGAUAUUAACUCACCAGAUUAUGAUCCGAUGAUAGACAUUAUGGAAUUGUUUGAUAGUCCAACCGCUCUAGUUGAUGUCAACCAACUUUUGAAAUAUACAAGUUCGUAUGAAAGCCAGCUCCAAGCUGAAAUACAAAAGAAAAGAACUGAAUACAAGCAGAUAUUGAUUGAAUCUGGACCAGACCAGGGCAUUGAUGUUCUCGAUGGGGAAGUGAUGAAGCUAUUGGACAGCUUUCAAAACAUGAAAAGUUUAGCCGAGGUGACUGGUAAUACGAUCAACUCAAUGACUGCAAAUAUAAAAACUUUAGACCAAUCGAAAAAGAAUUUGACGUUCACCAUGACUACAUUAAAACGUUUACAAAUGCUAAUCACCGCUUAUGAUAGAUUGGAAAAACAGCUGGAGAAACAAAAACAGGUGAAGGACUAUUCUGAAAUUAAGCAACUGUUGGGUGCUGUUCUUGAAUUGAAUGAAUACUUCCAGGAUUUCAAGAGUAUUGACGAGGUUAAUCGCUUGAACAAAUUGAUUUCAGCAAUGAAAAAUCAAAUUAUCAACGAUAUUUUCAAAGACUUUGAGUCUGAGUUCAAUGAAGAACUAAAUAAUGACAAACUAAUUGACGCUUGCCAUAUUCUUGAGAUAUUGGGUGAUGCAUAUAAGGAGCAACUACAAACAUGGUAUAUAAACACAGCUUUGAAAGAUAUCACACAGAUUUUCAGAAGUUCAGAGGAGGCAGGUUCCUUAGACAACUUGAGUAGAAGGUUUAUUUACUUCCAGAACACACUAACCAAUUUUGAAAGUAAGCAUCUGAGUAUGUUCCCCAAGUCGUGGCACAUGAGCCUAAAAUUAACAGAAAAGUUCUGUUCAUAUACCAAGAACGAUUUAAAGGAAGUCUUAAGCAAAGAAUCCAGAGUGAAGAACAGCGUAGAUGUGAAUAUACUACUCAAUUCACUCUCACAGACAUUGGACUUUGAGUCUUUUCUUAAUAAGAAGUUCAAAUAUUAUAAAGAUUUUGAUGAACAGCUCAAAAAUGCAGAACCGCCUUCGUUCACAAAAUCAAUAUCUGAUGUAUUUGAGCCAUAUUUGAAUAUUUGGAUUGAUCAUCAAUCGUCAACCAUAGAAAAAAAACUGAUUGAAUUCACAAACCCUUCACACAUGUUUCAAAAGACCGGUGAAGGUAUUGCCGACGAUGAUGCAAAGAGAUCCGAUGAAUCGUUGAACGUUUUAGAAAGUGCUGCAGAACUUUUUCGAAUCUACAGACAGAUUUUAUCACAGCUCUCUAAACUCACAACUGGUAAAGCAUUGAUUCGUUUGUCUAAAAUAUUCAGCAAGUAUUUAAUACAGUAUCAGCAUAAAAUUUUAGACACAAUACUACCAGACAGCAAAUCUUUGGUAUCAGUUGAUUUGAAAAGCCAGCAAGAAGGGAUUGAUAUUAUCAGCCUUGUUUUGAACACUGCAGAUUACUGCUCUCAGACGGUAUUGCAAUUAGAAGAAAAAAUCAAAACAUUGAUUGAACCAAAAGAACUCAGCGCACAAGUUGAGUUUGAAGGUCCCAACAACGGUUUUUUACAACUGAUAAUCUACUGUAUCAACCUUUUGUUUUACAAAAUAGAAAAUGACAUUCAAAUAUCAUGGAGAGAACUUUCAAACUUCAAUUGGAAAGUAUUGAAUGAAGUUACGGGUGAAUCGAGGUACUUGGGCAGUUUAAAGUCGAUAAUACGAGAAGAUUGUCAAUUAAUUUUCAAAAAGAUUAGUAAAAUCAUAUACAUCAGAAAUUUAAUCGACAAACUCCUUGAGAUGCUACUAAAAAAUAUAAUUCUCAAUAUUAUCAAGCUCGAGCCAAUAAGUGUCAUAAUGGCAGAACAAUUUAAAUUGGAUUUGCAGGAAUUGAAAAGUUUUAUAAACAUACUUCCGACUUUGACUGAAGGAGGAGAUAGAAUUUUAUCAUCCACUAGUUUCAAGUCCAAUAUCAACACUAAAUUCAAAAAUAUUGACAACCUAAUGAAAGUCCUUAUGGUCCCCAGUAAACCAAUGGAUGCGUUUAUUAACAGCUACUUCUCAAUUAUUGGUGAUUCUAGCUUUUCUAAUUUUAUGAAAGUUCUUCAGCUAAAGGGUGUGUUGAAAACGGAAGCUACUGAAAAGGACAAAUUUAGAUAUAUGGAUAUGUUCAAACUUCAAUUAGGCUCCUUU
Messenger RNA from Pichia membranifaciens NRRL Y-2026, 2266 nucleotides. RefSeq lists its product as hypothetical. The record is from RefSeq and is a predicted model, not a curated record. The annotation marks the transcript as partial. Gene Ontology annotation, biological process: retrograde transport, endosome to Golgi. NCBI's taxonomy places the organism in Eukaryota, Fungi, Ascomycota, Pichiomycetes, Pichiales, Pichiaceae. The transcript has a single exon. Gene Ontology annotation, cellular component: GARP complex.